Penaeus monodon (black tiger shrimp) is the source of this 486-nucleotide messenger RNA. RefSeq lists its product as uncharacterized. The transcript is spliced from 3 exons. Lineage: Eukaryota; Metazoa; Arthropoda; Malacostraca; Decapoda; Penaeidae. The coding region runs from base 7 to 339 and encodes 110 amino acids. The record is from RefSeq and is a predicted model, not a curated record.
GCAAAGAUGAAAGUGAAACUCGUAAUGACACUUUCAUGGAUGGUGAUAGUACUUGCUUUGGCAACUAACGAAACUGGUGGUAUUGAAAAACUUCGGGUUCCUAGAGUGGUCGUCCGUCCUGGUCCCAGCCUGCACCAGACUGAUCUCUCUCCUCCUCGAGUUUCAACGAGAAUUAUUGGUGGAGUAAACGCUCAAUCCGGCACUGUAGCAGCUCUGAAUAGGCCUGGUCCCGAUAAUGUGGGGGUCCGAACCCCCCCGAUCAUUAGAGCCGGGUCCCAAGUACCUACGCGGCGCUGUCUGAUUUACAAUGAGUUCAAUUUGUGCGUCAGAUACGUAUAGUGCCGCAAAGACCUUAAUUACUUAGCACAACUUGAUUCUAGAUGUUAUAAAGUGUUUAUAUGGAGAAGUUCUCGGCAGACGAUACAACCUAGUGUACAUGGCUACUGUGGUUAUUUGAAAAGAAAAUAUACUUUAAAUAUUAAUAAA